AAUGAAUUUAUUCCAUUUAAAACAACAAUUUAAAUUUUGUUGUCGACAUGUUUCAAAUUAUUAUUUUCGUCCACAACCUCGUCCUUACAAAAGAAGAGUUUAUGAAUCAGCUUUAGCUCCAGUAUUACCAAAACAAUUGGAGGAAGAAAUUAAACAAUUGAAUAAUCCAUAUAAUAUUUAUGCAACAUCUUCUCCACAAAAAGAAUUUUUUGGUGAAAAUGAGGUUUUUUUAAUUAAAUUAAAUUCUUGGUGGUAUAAUUUUGUACGGACCGUCUUAUAA
Meloidogyne enterolobii is the source of this 280-nucleotide messenger RNA. NCBI's taxonomy places the organism in Eukaryota, Metazoa, Nematoda, Chromadorea, Rhabditida, Meloidogynidae. The record is from the annotation of a GenBank genome assembly.